GUGUCAUGGCGGGUGGAAAUUCUAAAACGGCGGUUCCGGAGAGUCGGUCCUGGUUUUGGGCAGUUGCUGUUGGAGUGACGCUUUUGAAAUGCCUCUUCAUCAAUUGCUAGUGAGUCUCAGUUUUGGUGAUGAUUCGCUCCACAGACUUCGAGGUCCACAGGAACUGGCUUGCUAUCACCCACAGUCUGCCUAUGUCGCGCUGGUACUAUGAGAACACUUCUAUCUGGACUCUGGACUAUCCGCCGCUGUUUGCCUGGUUUGAAAAGGGAUUAUCCAAGGUCGCUCAGCAUGUGGACCCCAACAUGCUCCGGGUGGAGAACCUGGACUACAGUAGCCAGAGCACGAUCCUUUUCCAGCGUCUGUCCGUCAUCUUCACCGACGUCCUCUUCAUCCUCGGCGUCAGGGAGUGUUGCAGAUGUGUUCGGAACCCGAAAGGCAACCAGGACCUCCUGAGGAAUCCGUCUUUUGUUCUCGCUGUGCUGCUGCUCUGCAAUUUCGGCCUGCUCAUCGUCGAUCAUAUUCACUUCCAGUACAACGGCUUCCUCUUCGGCUUCCUGUUCCUUUCCAUUGCCAGGCACAUGCAGUCCCGCCACCUGCAGGGGGCGCUGCUGUUUUCCAUCCUGCUGAACCUAAAGCACAUCUACUUGUACUUGGCGCCGGCGUAUGGAGUUUAUUUGCUGAGAAGUUUCUGCUGGAGACAAAACCACCCAGAUGGCUCUAUCCGGUGGCUGAGCUUCAGUCCGGUCCGCCUCCUGGUUUUGGGCUUUAUCGUGAUCUCUGUGUGCUGCCUGUCGUUCGGGCCAUUCAUCGCCAUGGGUCAGCUCCCUCAGCUCCUGUCUCGCCUCUUCCCUUUCAAGCGAGGUCUGUGUCACGCCUACUGGGCCCCAAACUUCUGGGCUUUCUACAACAUCCUGGACAAGGUUCUGACCACACUUGGUUUUCAACUGGAGCUGCUGGAGGCGGAGCAUCUGCCUAAAGCCUCCAUGACAGGUGGUUUGGUGCAGGAGUUUCAGCAUGUUGUCCUCCCGUCAGUUUCGCCUCUCACCACACUCGUCUGCUCGCUGCUGUCCAUCUUGCCGGCGCUGGGCUCUGUCUGGCGUCGCCCUCGUGGCUCCCGAGGUUUCCUGCGAUGCUUGGUGAUCUGCGCGCUGGGAUCCUUCAUGUUCGGCUGGCAUGUGCACGAGAAGGCCGUGCUGCUCGCCAUCCUGCCGCUCAGCAUCCUGGCAGUGCAGAACAGAGAGGACGCUGGGACCUUCCUGCUCCUGGCCACCGCUGGACACUACUCCCUGUUUCCUCUCAUCUUCAGUGCUGCUGAGCUGCCAAUCAAAGUCCUGCUGAUGCUGUCGUUCACCGUCUUCUCCUUCUCGGCGCUGAAGCACCUGCACCACGCUCCUCUCCUGCACCCUCUGGAGGUGGUCUACCUGACGGGCCUGCUCCCUGUGGCCGUGGCCUGCGAGCUGAUAUACCCCCUGUCGCCCUGGCAGCAGAAGCUUCCCUUCCUCCCUCUGCUGGUGACCUCGGUGUACUGCUCGGUGGGUGUCUGCCACGCUUUCCUGCGCCUGUACGCCAGCCUCCUGAGGACGCCGCCGAAACAGAAAGAAUCGUGAAAAGUCAAAACUGUGAAGAGGCUGCAAGAGUGGAGCUUUAUAGUUUUAUAUUUUCAAUUGAAAAUAAACCUUUUU
Synchiropus splendidus (mandarinfish) is the source of this 1682-nucleotide messenger RNA. RefSeq names its product ALG8 alpha-1,3-glucosyltransferase (gene alg8). Gene Ontology annotation, cellular component: endoplasmic reticulum membrane. NCBI's taxonomy places the organism in Eukaryota, Metazoa, Chordata, Actinopteri, Syngnathiformes, Callionymidae. The transcript has 13 exons. The record is from RefSeq and is a predicted model, not a curated record. The coding region runs from base 129 to 1607 and encodes 492 amino acids. Gene Ontology annotation, biological process: protein N-linked glycosylation. Gene Ontology annotation, molecular function: dolichyl pyrophosphate Glc1Man9GlcNAc2 alpha-1,3-glucosyltransferase activity.